GGUUGAUGAUUUGGUUGUAGCUCUUGUCAUGUGUGUAGUCAUUAGUCAAGACAAGCAAUAAGACAACAAGCGUCCCAAGGAUAUUACAAAUUAAUAAGUAGGAAAAUGACCAAGAGUGGGAGAUCAUCGACCGAAAAAAAAGAAAGAAAAAAAAACACUUUCGACAGCAGUUUAAGGAGCCUUAAUCGUGUUUAGUUUCUUGCUUAAACAUUUGUUAGCGGUUUUUUAGUGGUUAAGAGAGUUUACUCCUAGAGGUCAUGGCGGAGAAGAUUAUCAUGUUUUUCCGUUACUGUGUUCCUCAAUUCCUCUGGCCCAACCUUUCCUUUCGAGUUUCGAGACCCUCUAAUCGCCAUUACCAUAACCUUAAUCAUAAUGACCCCCAAACCCAAGUCUCCGUUAAGCCGAAACCCUCUUCCUUCAUCACAGACACCGAAAUCCAAUCCGAAUUCUCCCACCACGCUGCCGGCGUUGCCAGGAUCAACAAUGGCAGCUUCGGUUGCUGCCCUGCCUCCGUCAUCUCUUCCUUGCACCAAUGGCAGCUCAAAUUGCUCCGCCAGCCCGACGACUUCUACUUGAACGAGCUUCCAAAUAGGAUACUUGAAUCGAGAACAGUAAUCAAAGACCUCAUCAGUGCAGAAGAUGUGGAGGAAGUCUCCAUUGUGGAUAAUGUCAGCACUGCUGUUGCUAUGGUCCUGCAGCAGACGGCAUGGUCUUUCGUGGAAGGGAAAUUUGACAAAGGAGAUGCUGUCAUCAUGUUUCGCUGCACUUAUGGGGCGGUGAAGAACUCAAUCAAGGCCUAUUUUUUGCGCGCUGGUGGGUGUGCGAUCGAAGUUCCAUUUAAUUUUCCGGUGACUUCAAACGAGGAAAUCGUGAGUGAAUUCAAGACAGCUUUGGGGAGAGAAAAGGGUAUGGGGAGGAGAGUGAGACUGGCGGUGAUAGAUCACGUUACUUGCAUGCCAAGCUUUGUAAUGCCGGUUAAGGAAUUGGUUAAAAUUUGCAAGGAAGAAGGUGUUGAGCAAGUUUUAGUUGAUGCAGCUCACGCUGUUGGCUGCGUAGAUGUGGACAUGAACGAAAUCAGAGCCGAUUUUUAUACAGGUAAUUUGUAUAAGUGGUUUUUCUGCCCGCCCGCGGUUGCAUUCGUGUACUGCAGGAAAUCAGUUAUGACACAUUUAGAUUUGCAUCAUCCUGUUGUGUCUCAUGACUAUGGAAACGGAUUGGUCAAAGAAACCGGUUGGGUUGGGACGAGGGAUUAUAGUCCCUAUCUCGUUCUUCCUUCGGUUAUGGAGUUUGUCAACAGAUUCGAAGGCGGUGCAGAGGGAAUCAGGAACCGGAAUCAUGAUGCUGUGGUUGAGAUGGGGAAGAUGCUUGCAGAAGCUUGGGGAACCAAUCUAGGGUGUCCGCCGCAAAUGUGUUCGAGCAUGCUGAUGGUUGGAUUGCCGGCCAGUUUGGGGGUUCUGAGUGAUGAAGAUGCUAUGAAGUUGUGGGAACUUCUGUGCAAGAAAUUUGGUGUGGAAGUGAAAAUACAUUAUCAAAACCCGAAAGAUGGAGAGCUUGCACCUAUAACUGGGUACGUUCGAAUCUGCCACCAAAUUUACAACAAAUUUGAGGAUUAUUGCAGGCUCAGAGAUGCAAUCAACCAGCUCGUUCGCGAUGACUUCAAUUGCGGUAAUCUUGAGAUCAUGAGGCCUGAAGAAGUCGGUCCGACGAAUGACAGGUGAUAUGAUUCUAUGUCUCCUGCAUUCUUACCUUGUUGCAAUGGAUGGAUAUGGUUCAUUGAACAAGGGUUGUGGAACAUGAAGGUUCAAGAUUGUGCCGUUUCGUUGUAACCACCACCUCGUCAAGUGUUGUUAUCAAUCCAUGUUAUAACACACGUUUCUAUCAACUAUAAUGUCCAUUAAUAUUAACAUUUGAGUUAUAACACUGCGUGAUAAUGUGACUGUAUUAUUUGCUUGUGCAUGAAGACAUCAGUAAUUUGGGUUA
Molecule: messenger RNA, 1980 nt
Organism: Malus domestica (apple)
Lineage: Eukaryota; Viridiplantae; Streptophyta; Magnoliopsida; Rosales; Rosaceae
Product: probable L-cysteine desulfhydrase, chloroplastic
Source: RefSeq, a predicted model, not a curated record